CCUCUUAACUCAGUUUGCCUUGAGUCUUACGUUGGCCAACAUGUGGUUGUCAAGCAACGUUCGUCAGCUAGCCCUUGGGCUCGCUAUUUCCCUGCUGUUGGUGCAGAAUAUUGGAGCGUUACCAAAAUGCAGUGCCAAUGAUGAGGAGUGCAAAGAUCGUCGUAUGCAUCCUGACUUCCCCGCAUCAAAGAUCCCCUUAAGUAGGGCCAUGGCCGGAGAAGAUACCAACGAUUAUUGGCGUAAUUUGAGCAAAGAUUUCAUCCAAAAGAAAUUGUCAUCUACAUUCAAUGAGAAGCGUGCCAAAAAUGUGAUCAUGUUUUUGGGCGAUGGCAUGGGUCUAACCACAGUGGCGGCAGCUCGCAAUCUUUUGGGUGGUGAGGAGAAACAAUUGUCCUUCAAUGAGUUCCCCUACACUGGUUUAUCCAAGACCUAUUCAGUGGAUAAAAUCGUACCAGAUUCGGCCUGUACUGCCACGGCCUAUUUGUGUGGUGUAAAAGCCCAAGAGGGCACCAUAGGCGUGAAUGGUGAUGUGGAGUAUGGCGAUUGUGAGAAGGGUCAAGAUAAAGAGAAAUGGGUGUACUCCAUUGCCAAGUGGGCUCAAGAUGUUGGCAAAAGUACUGGUGUCGUGACCACAACACGCAUCACCCAUGCCUCACCUUCGGGAGUUUAUGCCCACAUUGCUCAUCGCGAUUGGGAAAACGAUCAAGAAGUCAAGACAGCUUGUGGUUCUGACAAGGGCAUUGAAGACAUUGCCUAUCAGCUGAUCAAUGGCGAGGUUGGUAGUAAAUUGAACUUUGUCAUGGGUGGUGGCAAGAAGCAUUUCAUCGAUUCCCGUCUCUAUGCCAAUGGUCGCCGUGGAGAUGGCCUAAAUUUGGUGGAUCAAUUCAAAAACCAGGACGGGUCACGUAAUCUCUAUGUUGAGACACGUGAUGAGCUGAUGUCGGCCGAUUUGAAGAAUUACGAUCGUGUCUUUGGUCUAUACCAAGACGAUCACAUGCUGUAUCAUUUGGAGACCGACGAGACCACCAAUCAACCCACUUUGGAGGAAAUGACCAGCAAGGCCAUUGAAUUCCUAUCGAAAAACGAUGAGGGCUAUUUUAUUUUCAUUGAGGGUGGUCGCAUUGAUUUGGCUCAUCACCAGAAUUUUGCACGUAUAGCCUUGGAUGAAACUGUGGAAUUCUCCAAAGCCAUUGCUGCUGCAAGGGAGCUAACCAGUGAAGAUGACACCUUGAUUGUGGUAACUGCAGAUCAUUCGCAUUCCUUUUCCUACAAUGGUUAUCCAAAACGUGGCAAUGAUAUUUUCGGCCAGACUCCUGCCAAUCCGGAUGACAGAAAGCCUUAUAUGACCUUGAGUUAUGCCAAUGGUCCCAGCUAUGAUCGUUUCUUUGAUGUUGAAAAGUCCGAGCGUGUGGAUCCAACCACAGUUAUAACUGGUGAUCGUUAUGAUCGUUUCCCAGCUGCCUGGCCCCUGGAAGAUGAGACCCAUGGCGGUGAAGAUGUCGGUGUAUAUGCCUCGGGACCAUGGUCUCAUUUGUUUACCGGUGUAUAUGAACAAAAUGCUAUACCCCAUAUGAUGGGUUAUGCAUCGUGUUUGGGUUCCGGUUUGAAAAUGUGCACUCGCAAAUAGAGAGAUAUUUUUAUUAACCGGAAAAAAUGUAUAUUAGAAGAAUAUAUAAAUUAUAUAUUAUAUUUUAAUAAAACUUCAACGAUUAUCGUGAUAUUUUAAAUAUAAAGUGGAAA
Messenger RNA from Musca domestica (house fly), 1740 nucleotides. RefSeq names its product membrane-bound alkaline phosphatase (gene Alp5). Gene Ontology annotation, molecular function: alkaline phosphatase activity. Bases 41 to 1627 code for a protein of 528 amino acids. The record is from RefSeq and is a predicted model, not a curated record. NCBI's taxonomy places the organism in Eukaryota, Metazoa, Arthropoda, Insecta, Diptera, Muscidae. Gene Ontology annotation, biological process: dephosphorylation. The transcript is spliced from 2 exons.